UUGGAGAAGGCUCUGCUCUAUGGGAUCCUGUGGGGGGCGUUGGAGGGGCUCUGCUCUAUGGGACUUUGGGGAUGGUUUGGGGGGACUCAGCUCUACGGGACCCUGGGGAUGGUUUGGGGGGGCGCUCUGUUCUGUGGGACCCUGGGGAUAGUUUGGGGGGCUCUGCUCUAUGAGACCGCAUGGGGGGCAUUGGAGAGGCUCUGCUCUAUGGGACCCUGGGGAUCUGGGGGGCUCUGCUCUGCAUGGACGUGGAUGGAGGCACAGAGAUGACAUUCCUUCCCCUCUCCCCGCAGGCGCGUUCCCGAUGCACGUGGCCAGCUCCUGCCCGCUGGCAGCCAACGGCUCCGUGAUGGGCUUCGACUUCACCCUGGCCUUCAACAAGAACCCGCUGGUGUGCUACGACUCCGACACUCAGCGCUUCGUCGCCUGCGACUGGGGGCUGCUGCGGCUGCACGCCACCCACCUCGCCGCCCACCUCAACAACGACAGCACCUGGGUGCAGCGCGUCGAGGCCCGGCGCCAGGCCUGCAGCGACCUGGCCCUGCGCUACUGGGACUGGACGGCGCUGCGGCGCACGCAGCCCCAAGUCCGCAUCAUCCCCACGGAGACGGGGAACGCCCGUGUGCCCGUCCGCCUCACCUGCCACAUCUGGGGCUUCUACCCCCCCGAGGUGACCGUCAUCUGGCUGCGCAACGGGGACAUCCUGGAGCCCGACGGCUACAACCCCAUCUCCGCCAUCCCCAACGGCGACUGGACCUACCAGACGCAGGUGUCCCUGAUGGUGGCCCCGGUGGCAGGUGACACCUACACAUGCUCUGUGCAGCACGUCAGCCUGCAGGAGCCUCUCCUGGAGGACUGGAGUCCCGGACUGCUGCCGGAGGUGACGAUAAUGGUGGCGGUGGCCACCGUGCUGAUGGUGGUGGGACUUGGCUUAUUUCUCUCCGGCGUCUACCGCUUCAGGGCCAGGCCUCCCGCCCCGGGUUACACUCCCCUCCCUGGAGACAACUACCCCGCAGGCAGCAUCUGAGGACCCCCAGACAGACCUCCUGGCACCGGUGGCUCCCAGUUGGCCCCAUCUCAGACCCGAUGCUGCGGUGCUGAGAAUAAAGAUGGUCCACAAGC
Molecule: messenger RNA, 1122 nt
Organism: Cygnus olor (mute swan)
Lineage: Eukaryota; Metazoa; Chordata; Aves; Anseriformes; Anatidae
Product: HLA class II histocompatibility antigen, DM beta chain-like
Exons: 5
Coding region: 170-1027 (285 amino acids)
Biological process (GO): antigen processing and presentation of exogenous peptide antigen via MHC class II; immunoglobulin production involved in immunoglobulin-mediated immune response; peptide antigen assembly with MHC class II protein complex
Cellular component (GO): membrane; MHC class II protein complex
Molecular function (GO): MHC class II protein complex binding
Source: RefSeq, a predicted model, not a curated record